Messenger RNA from Ipomoea nil (Japanese morning glory), 1105 nucleotides. RefSeq names its product dnaJ homolog subfamily B member 3. The record is from RefSeq and is a predicted model, not a curated record. The transcript is spliced from 6 exons. The coding region runs from base 242 to 889 and encodes 215 amino acids. NCBI's taxonomy places the organism in Eukaryota, Viridiplantae, Streptophyta, Magnoliopsida, Solanales, Convolvulaceae.
CCCCAUCUGGAGACUUCUUGAGCCUUGGCCAUGGUAGAGUGCAGAACUGUUUGAUCCCUACCCAGACUGCAAUGCUGAGGUUCCGUGUCUUAUUGCACAGGAACGGUGGUUUAUGGUUAUCUUUGAGGCCUCUGUGAACCAUAAUUUGUCGACAAAACAAGGGAAAAACAACCCUUUUAUGUGGGAUUGAUUAUAUUGAUCGGUUUUUUGUUGUUUGGGUUAAUAUUGAGAAGCUCUGGGAAUGGCGGCUGAAGAAGAUAAAAAGGAUGAUCUUUACGCGGUUCUGGGGUUGAAGAAGGAAUGCACUGCUUCUGAGCUGAGAACUGCUUACAAGAAGCUUGCGCUGAAAUGGCACCCGGAUCGUUGUUCAGCUCUGGGAAACCCAAAGAGUGUAGAGGAGGCCAAGAAGAAAUUCCAGGCCAUUCAGCAGGCUUAUUCUGUGCUUGCGGACACAAAUAAAAGGUUCCUGUACGAUGUAGGAGUCUACGAUUGUGAUGAUGAUGACGAUGAAAAUGGAAUGGGUGAUUUUCUUAACGAAAUGGCUGCUAUGAUGAGCGACAAUAAGACCAACGAAAACCAGGGGGAGAGCUUCGAGGAACUACAGGAGCUGUUCGAGGAGAUGUUCCAAAGCGACAUAGACCCGUUUUCCUCUUCUUCUUCUCGAACUACCACACCUUCAACGUGCUCUUCCUCGUCCUCCGCAUCCUGCAGCGAGACCUAUUUCAACAUCUCAACCAAGAGAAGCUCCGAUGAAAUGAGCAAUCCCAGCAGAUUCAAGUCAGAGUGCAGCGAAUUCGACAGAUUUUGCAUGGGGGCAGGCGGCACAGCAACACGCCAAGAAGGGGAAAGGAGCUGGCGAAAGAACACAAGGAGGAACCACAAGAAGUAAUACGAGGAAUACCAAAAGUUCUAUUGUCCUAGACUUAUAAGCUAACUUGGAUUUUUAGCUGAAUGCAAGAAAAGCCCUUUUCUUAGGUUGUAAUAUCUAUGGGGAAUCCUUCAUGGUGCCAUGUUAUGUUUGUUUGUUUUUUUUUUGGGUUGUAACAUGUGAAUUUGUCUGAACUAUGAAUUCAUUUCAUUGGAAUCUGAUUUCUCUGUUGCCUUA